Molecule: messenger RNA, 1565 nt
Organism: Xiphias gladius (swordfish)
Lineage: Eukaryota; Metazoa; Chordata; Actinopteri; Istiophoriformes; Xiphiidae
Product: POU domain class 2-associating factor 1
Exons: 5
Coding region: 53-958 (301 amino acids)
Biological process (GO): positive regulation of transcription by RNA polymerase II
Cellular component (GO): RNA polymerase II transcription regulator complex
Molecular function (GO): transcription coactivator activity; DNA binding; POU domain binding
Source: RefSeq, a predicted model, not a curated record
CGCCACUUUGAUUUCUUCAGUUUAACUAUACGAUAAUAGCAAGAUAAGCAGUAUGCACUGGGAGAAAUCGCCACCAUCAGCACUGGCCAGGUCCAGACCAUACCAAGGCGUUCGAGUCAGAGACCCGGUCAAAGAGCUGCUGAGGAGGAAGAGAAGCCUGGAGCUGCAGAGCAACAAGACAGCACCCCCUGCUACGGAAGCGGCCGCACACAACAACCAGUCACCAUACACACAAGCCAUCUUUGGCUCCGAUGUUGCCAGCGGCCCCACAGCUGAGCUGUCAGGUGCAGCUGGAGAUGGAGGGCUGCAGUGCACCGGAUGGAAAGCUCCGCCCCCUGCUAACAGCGCUGGCCUACAGCCUGCCAUAACGCCAUGGUCUUCACCUGAAUACAACCAGCAGGACCCCUCGGCUCAGACUCUGGCCUACCCAGCCACCACCCUGACUGCAGACUUGUAUAUGCAGACUCUGUGCCCCAGCUACACCAUGCUGACCUACACACACACACCACUGCUCACUAACUUUGGGACCAUACCAAUGACCCCAGCACCAGCCUCCCUCCCUCAGAUGGAGCUCCCAGACUCAGGGUUGACCUACCUCCCCUGGGCCCAGCCCCUCACCACCAUAUCUACCAUGCCCAAUCCGGGGGUCCAGUUUGCUCCCGGCUCUGCAGCCCUGUCCGGCUCACCUCUGGUGCACAUGCCCUUGUCCAUGUCUUUGACCACCAUGAUCCCUCAGCUGGAGGCCCAGGGUGUAGACCCUCAGCCCCAGAUCCUUGACCUCCCACAGCGCUCAGAACACCAGCUAGACCAUGAACAUGAAGACCAGUCUCUGGAUGAAGAUCCGGGGAUAGAGCCAGAAUCACCAAACCUACUGGAUAAACUUCUGGAGGAUCACAAGGAAGAUGAAGAAGAGGACAAAGACUCGUACAGCAGCUCACUCUACAUAUCCACUGUCUGAAAAAUAUGAGUGCUCAAGUUGUCUGUAUAGAGCAGUAUUUUUACUCUUCUUGAUUCCUCAGGGGCCUUGUUCUUAUAGACCUUUCUUCCAAACAUUUUGAAGUACUCACAGGUGUCAUUUCUAACAUCCAUAACGACUGUCAUCUGUUUCAGCGUUACAGUGCCAGAGCCCUUUAAUUGUGGAAGCUGGAUAAUUUCAGUUUAUUAUAACUUGGGUCUUGAUGUUGUAGCUGUGGCCAAAAUAACUUCCAAAAUCAAGGCUGGAUUGCCAAAUGGGCAAAUCAGGCAGGUGUCCAGGAGCCCCAGAGCUCCUGGCCCUAAAUCCCCCAGUUUUCUGUGUGAAAUUUACUUUGAGGUCAUUUGAUUCAUUACAAAUUUAUUUGGUAAUAUGCGCCACUAAAGCACAAUAAAAAAUAUAACUGCCCUGUCUUGUAUAGAGAACCUGUGUCACAAUCUAGUUUUAAUAUCUUUAUUACUUAAGUUGAUAUUAUACUUACAUGAUGCAUAUUCUUUAACAAAUUUGUGUUUAAUCAAAAUGAUCAACUGAUAUGCCCUGGGAUCAGAUAUUGUGGUGCAGCAAUACUGGUUGGUUUCUGUUACUCCGGGAA